Molecule: messenger RNA, 698 nt
Organism: Camelus dromedarius (Arabian camel)
Lineage: Eukaryota; Metazoa; Chordata; Mammalia; Artiodactyla; Camelidae
Product: cornifin-B-like
Exons: 2
Coding region: 127-420 (97 amino acids)
Source: RefSeq, a predicted model, not a curated record
UGAUUGCAUUUCCUUGAGGCAGGGCUCAUUCAUUGUAUAAAAAGCCAGCUGGCCGUGGACUUCACAUCAGACCGGAGCAGCUAGACAACCCGUUCUCUGUGUACCAGGUCCAGCCUCCUUGGAAGCAUGAGUUCCCACCAGCAGAAGCAGCCCUGCAUCCCACCCCCCCAGCUUCAGCAGCAGCAGGUGAAGCAGCCCUGCCAGCCUCCACCCCAGGAACCAUGUGUCCCCAAAACCAAGGAGCCAUGCCACCCCACGGUUCCGGAGCCCUGCCACCCCAAGGUUCCGGAGCCCUGCCAUCCCAAGGUUCCGGAGCCCUGCCAACCCAUAGCUCCGGGGCCCUGCCACCCCAUAACUCCAGAGCCAUGUCCCCCAACGGUCAUUCCGGGGCCAGCUCAGCAGAAGACCAAGCAGAAGUAACGUGGUCCACAGCCAAGCCCUUGAGGAGCCCACCACCUGACACAUCGUCCCUCCUCCCAUCCUGCUUAUGCGUCCCAUUCGCAAUUAGCCUGCUGUCACCCUGAGUCAUAAUCUUUCCCUCUUUGUGCCCUUUAACUCAGUCUGGAGGGCUCCUGAGCCUCUGGAUAAGGCUGCAAGUCUCACUGGCUGAGCUAGCGUUGUGGCUGCUCAGGGCUCAUCUAAGGAGGGAGGUUGGGGUUGGGGGAGUCAAGUGAAUCUUCCCUGCUCCGCCCUCAUUA